AGUGCAGACGACGGUUCAGAUUGAAAAGAGCAGUCUUCACACUCAGUUAUAAAAGGUCCACUCUGACGUACGUGACAACUAGCACGGCUGCAUUGCCCAGCGGGUUUCUUGCAUAAUGAUGUCCAGUCUUCGGCUCCUUCGUUUGAUCGCGCUGCUGUCGGUCACCCAGCUGGCCGAAGCAAUCGGACCGGUGGUACGGUGCGAGCCUUGCGAUGUUGCAUCAGUGAGCCAGUGCAAGCCUUUGCCCUUAGAUUGCGCCGAGAAGCUCCGCGAGCCCGGCUGCGGCUGCUGUGUGACUUGCGCGUUGAGUAAGGGGCAGUCCUGUGGAAUUUACACGAGUAGAUGCGGCUCCAGUUUGACCUGCCAGCCCCGGCCGGGGGAGACGAGACCACUCCUAGCCUUGCUGGAGGGACGAGGGAUUUGCUCAGAAAAUCGCAAUGGGAUUUCGGUGCCUGCUCAUGGUGAAGAUAACACCACGGAAGAAGACGGAAGUUCCAAAGGCGCCGACACCAAAGACGGCCGGUGUGGGCUGACCGGUCUCAGGGCCGUUUUGCCCCACCCGAAGGCGGAGGUCAUCAAGAACGCCGAGGACAACAAGUCGCAGCGCUCCAAAGUCAAGCCGCUCGCCGGCGCCGUCGGCGCGGACGGGCAGAACUUCUCCUGUGGGUCCAAGCAGGAGACGGAGAAUGGUCCGUGCAGGAGAGAGAUGGAGAGUGUACUGAACAGCCUUAAGCUCACAGACAUCAUAAACCCGCAGGGACUCCACAUUCCAAACUGCGACAAGAAAGGAUUCUACAAGAAAAAGCAGUGCCGUCCAUCCAAAGGGCGACAGAGGGGGUUCUGCUGGUGCGUGGACAAGUACGGGCAGCCCCUGCCGGGCGUCGAGGGCACAGAGAGGGGCGACGCCCAGUGCUACAACUCCGAGAACCAGUGAGUGGCAGGGGGCGGGGCCACUGUGAGGCGGGGCCCAGGAAGGCCCUGCUGGAUGCGUGCGGAAGCUCAGAGGAAGACCACUGCGCCCCUGCGGAACGUGACCUCACCUGCCCUCCCCCAACACCACCCCCCGCCCCCCCCGCCCAGCCCCUCUCCACCAGAGCCAGGGUGGCGAGCUGUGAUUGGCUCCCGGAGCUGGGCUUGCUGGGAACUAUUCACCCCCCUCCCCCCCCCCCCCCACGAACGAGUCGCGCCUCUUGCCAGAAGAGGAGGAGCUGUGGCGCAGCGGUCCGCGGCUUCGUCGCGCGAGUCAUGGUCACGGAGAGGCCGUAGACUAUCGAGACUAUCCUUUAGAGAAAGGGAGGGGGGGAUCAAGACUUCUGUUGAGGGAGGAGGGACCGUCAGCCCUAAUGCGAUCAGGUGUCCGACAUGGAGCUCUGAGAAAGAGGCAUCGUCACGGAUGUGCUUCCCUCUGCACUGUUCGUGUGUGUGCUCGUGUGUGUGUGUGUGUGUGCGCGCGCGUGUGUGCGUGCGGGCGCGUGUGUGUGUGUGCGUGUGUGUGUGUGUGUGUGUGCUCGUGUGUGUGCUCGUGUGUGUGUGUGUGUGUGCGUGCGCGUGUGUGCGGGCGCGUGUGUGUGCGUGCGCGUGUGUGUGUGUGCGCGCGCGUGUGUGCGUGUGUGUAUGUGUGUGUGUGUGCACACGUGUGUGCGUGUGUCUGAACACAGUGUUGAAAUACAUGAAGGAGAUACGUUCGUGCUGUGACCCAGUGACGUGCCGAUGUGUGGGCUGCCCGGGAAGAAUCCGUGCCACUCAGACUCGGCUUGUUUUCACUGGCUUUUCGCCCCAGCUAUUCUCAGGGUCCGUGGCAGAGGCUCAUGGGAAGGGGAUGACCGAUGACAUUUCCGCUAAGCUGCCUCAGCGCUUCUUGGCGCUGAGCGCGCGGGAUCAGCUGACACGCACGCGCCCGCGUGCCUCCGCUGGCCGCCCUCGCACACGUCCGCUCGGGCCAGCUGUCCGUCAUGCGAGGCCACUCCCUCCAUCGGCCACGCGCCAGGGCGAGAGAGAGCGCUUUGAAAAGAGAACAACGGGCGGCGUAUCCGCAGCGAAGCGCUCGGACCUGCCUUACUGCAGGGGUCGCAUACCGGCCCUUCUGUGUUAGCGGUGGCUACAGAGAAACGGUUUAACAGACAAAUAAGCUGAGAAAGACAGUGAGAGAAUGGGGGGAGAGAGGCAGGCAGAGAGAGAGAGAGAGAGAGAGAUAAUGUGAGAGCCUCAGAGUGAGAUCUCCCAUUGUCGCCGGUGUCACUACCAUUUUGGGAUCGGGUCAGCAAGAUACUGACCCCACCAGUUCUUGACCAAUCAAACCUGUCUAUCACCACUUCUUGUUAAUGUCCACAGACUGUCUCUCCACGGUCAUACGUGGUAUUUCAUACAACCAGAUGUUUUCCCAGAUACUUGAGUGAGAAUUCAACUGGGGCUGGAAAAUGUGUGGUAUACUUUGUCUCUUUUUCUUUGCUUACCUUCUUGAAAGUAUGAAUGUUAACAAACAAGUGCCUUAUUGGCUGCAUAUUAUAGCCUGUGGAAGCAUGCAUUUGCCAUAGCCAGUCCUGGUUCAGUCUACGUUAACUGCCUUCUUUGGGAAUGACUUGAAAUUUAAACAUGCCACUCUGGUGCUUUCUCAAUAGCAUUGCAGUCUAGCAUUAUUCUAUGCUUGCUGUGAAUAUGAUUGUUUGUGCUUUGGAUGGGGAACUUCAAAAUACAGUAGUUAACCCUUAUUUUGCUUGGUAAAUGUUGUUUCUGUUAUUUUGUAUUGUCUUUUUGGCUUUAACAGCUGCCUGUGCAAAUUAAAUAAGCUUUAAAUGAAUUGUAAGCUGACUGAUAAUGUGUUAAAUCAGACUGUACUAUACUGUGAGUCAUUGGCAACUUCAUUGCACUGAUAAAACAAUGCAUGAUUUUGGGACUAUAAUCACUAUAAUGGAUUUAAUAAUGCAAGUGUUUGCCAUUUUGUUGAGUGAUACGUGGUGAAAGGACAAUGAGGGUACAUAAAACUAACAAAAAAAUAAGUAAAUGAAUCAUGGGUGGGCCUACCGUAGCAAUUGCACACCGAUUUAAACCAACCAUUGAGUUUCUGCAGAGAGCACAGUAUUUUGAUUGGUUCAGACAAGUCAUUGAUUGACAGCUCAUUAUAGCUCCACCCAUUACACUUCAUGAACCUCUUUCUCCCAUCACCUGGGGCCUGUGUGCCCUGACCAUGUGACAGGCCAUGUGACGGUCAGAGCCAGUUGACCUUGUUAGGGGCAUCCCAGAACUGUUAUUUUAUUUUUUUUUGUUACAUUGAUUGUAUUUAAUGUCUCUUUUUAAUAAAAUAUAUACAGAAAAACA
Molecule: messenger RNA, 3315 nt
Organism: Anguilla rostrata (American eel)
Lineage: Eukaryota; Metazoa; Chordata; Actinopteri; Anguilliformes; Anguillidae
Product: insulin-like growth factor-binding protein 3
Exons: 4
Coding region: 116-934 (272 amino acids)
Biological process (GO): regulation of insulin-like growth factor receptor signaling pathway
Cellular component (GO): extracellular region
Molecular function (GO): insulin-like growth factor II binding; fibronectin binding; insulin-like growth factor I binding
Source: RefSeq, a predicted model, not a curated record